AUGGCCUCACCGCACACUGCGCUGUUCCUGUUGCUGCUGUGCCUUGCGAUCGCCUCCACAGUGGGGGCGAGGGCUCCUGCGUGCAGCUGCAACUACGGUGUCGUGGUGACGGAGUCCCCAGGGUGCGCCUGCGCCUGCUUCGGCCAAUACCUCCUCCCGCACUGCCUCUACACCGCCGGCGACGUUGUGAAUGUGGAGCUGUGGCUCCAAAGUGCGGGCGAUGCAAACGAGAGCCUGCCGCUCUCCGGUGCCGACGUCACGGCCGGGCUCAGUGGGGCCUUCACGCUGGAGCCCGGCGAUGGCACGUUUGUGUUCAUGCGGUCACGAAGCGCCCCCUUUCUCGGGGAGCAGCAGCAGCGACCGGGGCGGAAGCGGAAUGAGACGCUCCUGGUCGCCGCAACAGUGGCGAUGCCCGGGUGGGCCGCGCAGCGGCUGCUCGCUGACGUCGCUCAAGGCCGCACCGCUGACUACCGGAUGCAAAACAGCUUCUCUGGUGUGCUGUACGCGAUCCUCGAUGUGCUUGAGGACGCCGUGGGCCCGGCGCCUCCGCUGCGUUACUUUGACGAGUCCUUCGCCAUAUUUCUAGGCCCCACCGGGACGUGGGCCCUCGUGGUGUCGAACUUCGGCUGGCUCAUCGCCGCCCUAAUCGUGGCGCUGCUGCUGCGGGAGAUCGAGAGCAGGUUGAUGUUCAACAUGUGGUUCAACGUCAAGGACACGCGCGUGCACCCCAAAGGCGCCAGCGCCACCAAGACGUCGGGUGAGAAACCGCGCCAAAAAACAAAGGGCGGCAACAGCAAAAGUGGCAGUCGCAGCAAAAGGAAGCCGAAUUACAUGUUGCGCAACGAGGAUGUCGCGGAGGCGCGGCAGAAGUACGAAAAGAAGCGGGCAAAACUUCUGCAGAAGUCAUUCAAUGUCGCGGAGGUGUCUGGCAGGCCGGACGACGCAAAUCCGCUCGUCGUUGCAACUCCUGCGCGGAACGUGACGGAGAAGACGGGGAAUGGGCUCAGGGAGAGGCGAAGCACCAGUCCAGGCAAGGGCCAGGGAGCGGUCAGGGACAGGUCGCCAAGCCAAUAUGGAGAGGUGUAG
This is a messenger RNA of Trypanosoma grayi, 1086 nucleotides long. RefSeq lists its product as hypothetical. Lineage: Eukaryota; Euglenozoa; Kinetoplastea; Trypanosomatida; Trypanosomatidae. The record is from RefSeq and is a predicted model, not a curated record. The transcript has a single exon. Bases 1 to 1086 code for a protein of 361 amino acids.